CAGAGAUGAGCCGCCCACAGGAAGUGCUCAUUUUACUCCGCCCCUCCAGGCUGUAAAUCGACAGGUACGGAUUUGCCUGUGCACCAUCUUCCGUUGGGUGCUGCCUGUGACAUUGUUGGAUUCUGAAUCUUGAACGUUCUGAGGAGAGCAUCCAGGCUUCAGAGUUCCUGCCAGGCAUGGUCAUGUAACUGAGUGCCAGCAAAGGAUUGGGAGCAAAAGUGGUUCAUGCCACUUACAGGCCUGAAAAUGAGAUAAAACUUCUCAUGUAUGUUCCUCCAUGCUCAUCGCCCCUCUCCAGUGGCCUGGAAUUGAGACUUCAUUUUGCAUGAGGAGAUUCGUCUCAGAGUAGUACGACGCUGAGCUUGAAAGUGCCAGGAGGAUAUGGGUAACUAGAACAGGUUCUGAUGGGAUUGCUCUUCACAAAGCUAAUUGGGUUGUGCAGCAGGGUUGUAACAUAACUGAGAUCUGGCCGUGAUUGGAAUGAGCACAUAACCCAAGAUGAGUCUCUUCGCAAGAAAAUAAGACCAGCAGCUGCAAUCAACUGCAAUCCUGUCACACCUUCACGAUGUUCCCCUUGUCCAGAAAUGUACUAAGCUCUCUCAAGAUUCGAAGCAUUCAGCAAAUUAGGGCAAGACAGAGUCAUGCAAAACACUCACCAGAUUUUCAUGACAAAUAUGGUAAUACUUUACUAACCAGGGGAACCAUUUUCUGUGUUGUUGCAUGGGUGUUUACAAUCACACAGAUUGGAAUAGAAUGGAACCAAUCCCCUGUUGGCAGAGUCACCCCAAAAGAGUGGAAUGAUGAGUAACCGUCACAGUUACUGUAAUACAGAAUUGCUUCAAAAUCAACUUGUUUAUUUAAGGGCUCUGCUGCUCAUUAAAAUUUAACAUAAUUGAGAAAUAAAGUACAUUUGAAACCUUUAAA
Molecule: messenger RNA, 924 nt
Organism: Equus caballus (horse)
Lineage: Eukaryota; Metazoa; Chordata; Mammalia; Perissodactyla; Equidae
Source: RefSeq, a predicted model, not a curated record